Messenger RNA from Acanthoscelides obtectus, 486 nucleotides. Lineage: Eukaryota; Metazoa; Arthropoda; Insecta; Coleoptera; Chrysomelidae. The record is from the annotation of a GenBank genome assembly.
AAGUUAUCCGUUCUCGAAGUGUUUCGAAAAAGAUGGUCGCGACAUUCGUGUCAAAAGCGGGUCAUAUUGCAAAGAACUGUUACUGCGGAUUAGUAUACCACCAUUUGUUUGCCAAAAGUCAUCACCGAGCUUCGAAAAAUCAACCCCGAAAGAAGAAUCAUCCUCCACCAAGACAAUGCAAGCUCGCACACAGCCCAAAAAACAAGGCGGUAUUUAACGGAAAAAAAACGUGGAAUUAUUGGACCAUCCUCCAUAUAGUCCCGAUGUAAGUCCUAACGAUUUCUUUACUUUCCCGAAAAUUAAAAACUGACUGCGUGGUCAAAGGUUCCAGGCACCAGAAGAAGCAGUUGACGUAUCAAAAAUGCCGUUUUGGACCUGCCAGCAAACGAGUGGGAUAAGUGCUUCGAAAAUUGGUUCGAGCGCAUGCAGAUGUGUAUUAAUCUUCGUGGGUAUUGCUUCGAAAAACAAUAAAGUCAUUUAAAACUA